AUGCCUCCUCCGGCAGGGGCUGCUGCCGAGGGGCUCAGGGAACUGAAACUUUGCAAGAGCUAUGCAUCACCCAACUUUGCAAGAGCUACCGAAUGGCCCCCACAAGGCUCCUGUCGGGGUGUGCGUCAUCACCCCAGAUACUGGGCCGUGCCCUGGGGCACAGCCGCUCCCUCCCCCACUCGCUGCAUCUCUCUGUUCCUGGUUCCUCUCCGCCCUCCUCACGUGGCCCCAUCUCACCUCUGGCCUAGACCGGCACCUCCCGUCCCGCCUCAGCUGGGUGGGGCAGGGCCGUGGCCUGGAGUCUGGUCGCUCAGGGGCGACGGCGAUUCCCCCCACACCCCACCGGGCGCUGUCUGGCUCCUUCGCUCCCAGCACCGGGGAGCUGGCUGGGACCCACUAGCUAGCAGGGCAUGUGAGCUGGGAGAGGGGUCUGUGCUGUGGGGCUGGGGUCUGUCCUUGCUGGCUCAGCCCCAUGGCGUGGGAUCUCGGGGGCCCUGUCCAUGGCUUGUGCCAGGGCCUGUGAGCGUGACGGGCUCUGACAAGCCAGGCCGUGCUAGAGCUGGUGGGGACGUAGGGCCUGGGAGCCGGGCCCGUCCUUUGGCUUGGGCUGGCCCCAGCUCUCCCCGAAUCUCUCCCCAGAGGCCCCUGCUGGUGGGCGGGCUGCCAUUCUGCGCCUUCCUGGAGACACACUGCCCCGUCGUCAGCGAGCCCUUCUACCCCACGCCCUGGUGCUUCGAGGGCCGGCUCCAGACCCUGCUCCGCUUCUUCCUCCAGUCCCGGCCCCAGGUCUCCUACCGCAGCGAGUUGCUCCGCACAGCGGAUGGAGGGCAGCUGCUGCUGGACUGGGCGGACAAUGCCGAGAGCCAGCGGUACCCGGAGCCUGGCACACGCCCCACCGUCCUACUGCUGCCAGGCCUUACCAGCAACAGUCAGGCCACCUACAUCCUGCACCUGGUGCAGCAGGCUUCCCGCGCGGGGUACAGGACUGUCGUUUUCAAUAACCGAGGGUGCAAGGGGGAGGAGCUACUGACCCCCAGAGCCUUCUGCGCAAGCAACACAGAGGACCUGCAGACCGUGGUCACCCACAUCAAGGCCCAGCACCCGCGGGCGCCGCUCCUGGCCGUGGGUGUCUCGCUAGGCGGGAUCCUGGUGCUGAAGUACCUGGCACAGCGGGGGCACGACACGGGGCUGGUGGCCGCCAUGACCUUGUCCGUCCCCUGGGACACCGAGGAAUCCAGCCGCUCGCUGGAGCAGCCGCUCAACUUCCUGCUGUUCAACCGGCGCUUGACAGCCAACCUGCGCCACCUCGUCAGCCGGCACAGGAAGGUGAUUGCAGAGAAGGUGGAUGUGGAGCCCGUACUGCAGGCGCGCAGCAUCCGGGAGUUUGACGAGCGCUACACGGCCGUGGUGUUCGGCUACGGGACGUGUGCCGAGUACUACCAGGACGCCAGCCCCUCGCACUUGGUCCAUGCCGUGCGCCUGCCCGUGCUCUGCCUCAACGCGGCCGAUGACCCCUUCUCGCCGCUGCAGGCCAUCCCCCUGACCACGGCACGGCGCCUCCCCACACUGGCGGUGCUGGUGACGGCACGCGGCGGGCACAUCGGCUUCCUGGAGGGGCUCUUCCCCCGGCACGAGAGCUACAUGGACCGCGUCUUCGCCCAGUUCCUCGCCGCCGCCUUCGAGCACAGCCAGGAGCUGAGCCGCAGCCUGGGAACCGAGCGCCCAGCCCCCCAAUAAACCACCUGCCCGGCUA
Molecule: messenger RNA, 1753 nt
Organism: Chrysemys picta bellii (western painted turtle)
Lineage: Eukaryota; Metazoa; Chordata; Testudines; Emydidae
Source: RefSeq, a predicted model, not a curated record